Messenger RNA from Salarias fasciatus (jewelled blenny), 2848 nucleotides. It is a transcript of the gene acsbg1, whose product is annotated as acyl-CoA synthetase bubblegum family member 1. Bases 74 to 2095 code for a protein of 673 amino acids. The record is from RefSeq and is a predicted model, not a curated record. The transcript is spliced from 13 exons. Gene Ontology annotation, molecular function: long-chain fatty acid-CoA ligase activity. Gene Ontology annotation, cellular component: endoplasmic reticulum; membrane. NCBI's taxonomy places the organism in Eukaryota, Metazoa, Chordata, Actinopteri, Blenniiformes, Blenniidae.
GAGUGUGUGUGCGCCGGUUAAAGUACAUGUUGCUCCUGUGUGUUUCAGGGUGGCGGCAUCAGCUCAGGAGUCUAUGGCACAUGAGCAGGCAGACAGUGAAGACACUUUAGAAGAGAUAAAUAUAGCAGAAGACUCGGCAGGCACAUCCCUCGCUCCAGCUCAUUCCCUUUGGACGACUGACGCUGGAGGCUCCGUGCUGUUGAGGAUGGAUGAUGGAUGUCCAGAGAAACCUGUCACAGUCCACCAGAUGUUCAAAACCGCAGUGGAGAGAUAUGGAAACAUGCAUGCACUCGCCAGCAAGAUCAACGACAAGUGGGAGAAGAUAACUUUCUUUGAGUAUUAUCAGCUCUGCCGGAAAGCUGCCAAGAGCUUCAUCAAGCUUGGUUUAGAGCGGUUUCAUGGGGUGGCAAUACUGGGAUUCAAUUCUGCUGAAUGGUUCAUUUCUGCUAUCGGAGCCAUCAUGGCAGGAGGAAUAAUGACAGGAAUUUAUGCCACAAACUCACCAGAGGCUUGCCAGUAUGUGGCCAGUGACUCCAAAGCCAACGUUGUAGUGGUUGAAAAUCAAAAGCAACUGGAUAAGAUAUUGCAGAUAAGAGACAGCUUACCCCACCUGAGGGCCAUUGUGCAGUACAGCGGACAGGCUGACGAGAACAUCUCAAAUCUCUAUUCUUGGGAGCACUUCAUGGAGCUGGGUGUGGAUGUUUCUGAUCAAAAUCUGGACGACAUUAUCGACAGCCAGCGAGCCAACCAGUGCUGUGUCCUGAUCUACACGUCCGGGACCACAGGCAAACCCAAAGGAGUCAUGCUCAGUCAUGACAACAUCACAUGGACUGCCAAGAAUGCCAGUCGGGCUGGAGACGUGCAGCCAGCCGACACUAAACAGGAGUCACUGGUGAGUUACCUGCCUCUCAGCCACGUCGCCGCUCAGAUGUAUGAUCUCUGGACGGGAAUCCAGUUUGGUGAACUGGUCUACUUUGCACAGCCGGAUGCCCUGAAGGGAAGCCUGGUCACUACGUUGCGUGAGGUUUGUCCAACAUCUCACAUGGGUGUCCCGCGAGUGUGGGAGAAAAUGAUGGAGAAGAUAAAAUAUGCCAUCAGUCAGUGCGGAUACGUGAAGAAGAAGCUGGCCACAUGGGCAAUGUCAGUGAGUCUGGAAGUCAAUCAACGGUUUCUGCUAAAGGAUGAGGGGAAACCGUUCCUCUUCUUCCUGGCUGACAGCCUCGUGCUGCAGAAGCUCCGGGCUGAGUUGGGCUUUUCCUGCUGUCAGAAGUUCUUCUCCGGAGCUGCACCCAUCAGCACCGAGACAAUGCAGUUCUUCCUGGGCCUCAACAUCCGUUUGUACGAGGUCUACGGCAUGAGUGAGAGCACCGGACCUCACUUCAUGUCAGGGGCCAACGCUUACAAACUACCCAGUUGUGGAAAGGUGGUACCUGGCUGUCGUUAUAAAAUGGCUGAUGUAGACUCAGAGGGCACGGGGGAAAUCUGCUUCUGGGGACGCAACAUUUUUAUGGGAUUCCUCAACAUGGAAGACAAAACCAGGGAAAUCCUGGAUGAAGAUGGGUGGCUGCAUUCAGGAGACUUGGGAAAGAUUGAUGAAGAGGGGUUCUUGUACAUCACGGGGAGGAUAAAAGAGCUGAUCAUCACAGCUGGAGGGGAGAACGUUCCACCCGUUCCCAUAGAAGAAGCAGUGAAGGCGGAGCUACCGAUCAUUAGCAACGCCAUGCUGAUCGGAGACAAGAGGAAGUUCUUGUCCAUGCUUUUAACCCUGAAGUGUUGCAGCAACACAGAAACCAUGGAGCCGACAGAGGCGCUGAGCCUGGAGGCCGUGGAGUUCUGCAAACAGUUGGGCAGCCACGCAACCACGGUGUCGGACAUCGUCGAAGGACAAGACAAGGAAGUGUACCAGGCAAUCAAAGAGGGGAUCGAAAGGGUGAAUGCAGGCGCCACCUCGAAUGCCCAACGCAUCCAGAAGUGGACCGUUUUGAGGAAGGACUUCUCCGUUUCUGGAGGAGAGCUUGGUCCCACAAUGAAGCUUCGCCGCCCCGUCGUCUUGGAGAUGUACCACAGCGUCAUAGAGAGUCUUUAUCGAAACUAGUCUUAAUAAAUUACUGUUUUGUGCAAACAAUGUAAAAAAAAAAAAAAAAAAAAAAAAAAAAAAAAAAAAAAAAUCAAAAAUACCAGCAACACAAUACUUCAUACAUUUUCAGAGGCUUUAUUUAAUAUUUUAAAUUGUGACUAAUACUUUCUUAGGCAUUCAGUACAUCCUCUCACAUGCUUAUAUAUUUCCUCAUGAAAUUGCUGUAUCUAGACAACACUUCAUUUUAACGCCUUUAAAAUGAUUCCAGCUAAAUUGCAUCAUGGAAUUUGAAUGUUGUGUAUCGUUUUCUUUGGGAUAUUUACCCAAAAACUCUCCCGUAACCGUCAGCAGCAUUCACAGCUGCGGCUGAAAGCUGCCUUCAUGAUGACACCCACAACAGUCACUUCGAAAAAUUCUGAAGUAAAUGCCAGUUAUGACAAUGUGAUAUCCAUUUUUCUUUUUUUAAACAUCUAUCAUAUUUGCAGGAGGAAUGAUAUUGUCAUGUAAAGAGCAGCAGAUAUGUGAAGCAAAAAAGAAAAAAAGAUUAAGAGUUUGAUUUGCUGAUUAUUUGCCGUUUUCUCGGGUUAGUUUUAAAAUAAAAUAAGGUCCAGUACACUAAAAUUCGGGUUUAGCCAAUAAAUACAUAAUAUUCACCACAAACACCUCACAAUCGUCACAAUGAGUAUGCAUACCGCAUGUUGAGAAACUGUUGGUCAAAGGUUUUAAGACAGUGCUUUAGAGUGUGCGUAGAGAAUAAAAUAAACAUUCAGG